Messenger RNA from Meloidogyne enterolobii, 1940 nucleotides. NCBI's taxonomy places the organism in Eukaryota, Metazoa, Nematoda, Chromadorea, Rhabditida, Meloidogynidae. The record is from the annotation of a GenBank genome assembly.
UCCAAAUCUGAUUUAACUGAACAAAGUUAUGACCAUUUAAUGUGUCAGGGGUAUCUGCUUCUUUCGCCGUCGACCGAUUUUCGUCUUUCCGUCUUUUCUCCUAGCACUUCCACUUCCGUUUUUAUUAGCGCUCAAGUUUCCAUCCCUCCCACUUUCCGCUUCUUGAAUUUCGUUUUGCAACCUCCCUGAGGUAUACUCAUUUCCCCGUUCGACAAAAUGCAAAUUGGCAAAGUGGCUACUGGCAAAGUGGCACUUUUUGCAAAUUGGACCAAAUGUCCAUUUUACACUUUGGAUUUUUUUCUGUAAUUUUCUUUAAAUUUUCCUUAAAUUUUUAUUUUUUUUAAGAUUUAUUUAGACAAAAUUUCAAAGUAUCUUUAGAUUUUGCUUUUAUUUUAUCUUCUUAUUUGGUGCUAUACUACAAGAAAAUCAGGAAAGCGUGCAACAAUUAAUUAAUGGCUUCUCGAUUUCAGGUGAGUCGAAACUUGAAAAAUUCUAUUUUUUUAUAGCUUUGAUGCUCAAGAGAUUAACGUGAUUUUAAAUCCUUUUUUCUUUCUUUGUUUUAUCUUUCUUGUUUUUUUCCUUUUGGACACCCUUUUCGAACCUUUUUUGGACAAUUGGAAGAAAGCCUUUACCUUGGGGCAAGGGGAGGGGGACAAGGGGGAGGUGGCUUCUGUGGCUAAAGCCCCUCCCCUCGAAAUUGGGAAAAGGAAAAAAAUUUGAGUAGGGGAUUAAGCAAAAAAGCCCCCCUCCCCCUGAAAUCGACCCCCCUGGCUACGCUUUUACCUUGGGGUGAUUUUAUGGUAUCCUCAGUUAACAAAGAAGCUCCAAUAGCUAAUAUUGAGAACGAUGAUAAUUAUUUUCAACAGUCAAAAGAUGUUUGUAUUCGACCAACGACAACUAUUCCAACGAGAAACCCGGAAGUUCAGAUACGUGUGUUCAACGUUGAUUCUCAACAAAUUCCAGCAGAUGAAGAAGAUGAUCAGCCUUUUCUAUAUCAUGACGAAGAAGUGGAUAAUGGAGAUGUUGGACAGUUAGAAGGACGUGGAGAAUUGUCACAACAACCUCUAUUAAUUACUGAUACUAAUAACAGGCUGGCGACGAACAAUAAUAAAGUUGAUACUUCCCAUAAUAAUGGGGGUACUCCUUUAUUGCCUGAAAAUGUGCCUCUUUGUGUUAAACAACAUUGCGAUUUAAACUUAGCUUUAUAUCAGGAUGAAUACAGCGGAGCAAAACGACAGAAUAUCGGUCAGAUGUUGCGUUCCUUAUCCCUCUACAAUUCCAUUUUACCAACGUCUAAUGAGGACCCUGAAUCUACGAUUAAAGGGUCUUCAAAUGGAGCAAAUGGGAAUAAUAAUAAUGGGAAAAAUAGAAAUGGCAAACCACAGGCUGCUGCUAAAUUGGGGACAAUUAUGGGGGUUUACAUUCCUUGCCUUCAAAAUAUUUUUGGUGUUUUAUUUUUUAUUCGUCUCCCAUGGAUUGUUGGAACUGCCGGAGUACUUGAAGCUUUUUUAGUGGUGCUUCUUUGUUGCAGUGUGACCUUUCUCACUUCAAUUUCACUCUCUGCCAUAGCUACUAACGGUGUUGUUUCAGGUGGUGGUCCUUAUUAUAUGAUCUCAAGAAAUCUUGGACCAGAGCUUGGAGGUGCUGUUGGAAUUUUGUUUUACUUAGGCACAACAAUAGCUGCUUCAAUGUAUAUAAUUGGCGCUGUGGAAAUUUUUUUAAUUUACAUAAUGCCUCAGGCAAAAGUAUUUGAUGAUAUGUAUCACAAUUUUCGACUUUUUGGUUCUAUUUUAUUAAUUCUAGUUGGAUUAAUUGUGCUAGCUGGGGUUAAGAUUGUAAAUAAAUUUGCUUUACCUGCUGUUCUUGUUGUUAUUGCGUGUAUAGUUUGUACAUUUGUCGGUAUUUUUCUUAAAUUUGGAGGCACUGAUUCACUUAAGUAA